Molecule: messenger RNA, 1533 nt
Organism: Spizellomyces punctatus DAOM BR117
Lineage: Eukaryota; Fungi; Chytridiomycota; Chytridiomycetes; Spizellomycetales; Spizellomycetaceae
Exons: 1
Coding region: 6-1379 (457 amino acids)
Source: RefSeq, a predicted model, not a curated record
ACCAAAUGUUUCGACGUCGAAAUCUGUCAAGGACAUUCCAAGCCAUGAAGCGACGAACCCGAAGCAGCGCUCCCAGUCCGCCAAGGAAGCGCCAGGCAAGCACUACGAAACGCACUGCAACAGGCAACCUGCCUUCUGACAUUAUAACCAUAAGCGAGCAACAUGCACGAUAUCUGCGCCUUCAAGGUUCACAUCUUAUCAAUCCGAAGCUAUCGGGCAGUGUGGGAGACAUGGUCAAAGUUGCAGCAGAUUUGUUCGGUAUACAAGCACAGGAAACAGCGUCAGGAUUCGUAUCCAUUUGGCAGCGACUUUUGAGAGGUGGUGCACGUUGCCGCUGCAACAAAGCGCAGAAAGACCCCCUCACUCUCUCCGAACUGCAAGGAGUUAUCAAAAAUGGAGAAGGGUUGAUUAGAAUAUGGGGACAACGAUGUACUCUUCAUAUAUACGAUCGAAAAGAUUGGGACAUUGUAAUUGGGGCAGUUGGCGAGGCAGUGAUCGCCAACAGAGUUGCGUCAGUUAAGGCUGGACGAGUGACAGGAAAGGACGCAUCAGCCGAAUUGGACGCUGCACGAGAGGACCUGUUGUCGAUUCUCUCGGCAGGAAGGUGUGCGACGCGAAAGGAUUUAGAAGCCUGUGGCCACAAUGGUAAACUUCAAUACAGUACGUUUAUGUGCGCAACGAUGGAAGGACAUGGGGCUCGAAUUGACGUCGACUCAGGAAAUCCGGUGAUGGCACCUCGGUCCCGUGUUGUUACAGAGGAAGAGCUUCUGUGUAUGAAAGUAGAACAAAAAGACGCUUUGGUCGAGGUUGCUCGACGAUACUUUAAAGCAUAUGGCCCUGCGACGGAAGGCGACUUUCGAUAUUGGAUGUCACUCAGUGCGGGACCUUCUCGUGCGGCUGUCCAGGCGCUACUAGAGGCAAAUGAAAUUGUCAAAGUCCACUUGGAACCAGCUGAAGAAACAUUUGCUGUAUUACCGUCACGAAAGACUAAAGUCCAAGAAUACUAUGUCACCUCAGAAACAGCCGUCCUCUUAGAGCAACCCGUCCCACCACCCUCCGAAUGGCCCGUAUAUCUUCUGUUCCGUUUUGACCCACUUCUUUUGGCACAUGCUGACAAAUCUUUCUGGAUUCGACCCGACCUUAAAUCGAAAAUAUGGACUGUUAAUGGUAUCAUCAAUCCUACUAUCUUGAUUGAGGGCCGAAUAGCUGGAACAUGGUCUUACACAAAAAGUCUCCCAAAUCAAAUGGAGUUUGUGAUGACAAGAUUUCCUGAUGGAGUGUUCUUUACCGAUGCCAUCAAGUCAGCAUUGGAAGCGCAAGCGACAGAGUUUGCAGCUUUUUUUGGAUCGAUGGUUCUCGAUGUCAUUUAUGUAGAUUGAUAUCGGGAUUAUACUACAUUGUAGCGAUAUUGCAGUUCUGCUCAUUGCAGUUCAGUGUAUAUAGACGACCAGAUGCAGACUACCACAGGUCUAAAGUGACGAGCGAUUUUUGGCUGGUGCAAAUGUAGUCAUGUCGACAAGGCUGUCAUCCAGU